UUCCCCCGGCUUGCCAUUUUAAUAUUUCCUCUUGCAGACAGCUGGAUACUUUCUGUUUCUCCCUUUCUCCCCUCCUCCCACCUUUUUUUUGCAUUCCCUCCGUUUUGCAACUGGGUGCUGCUCGGGGCAGAGACUCCUUUUCCAUUGCUCCGCUGGAAAGACAGCCGAGACCACUCCAGAGCAAGAUGGUGAACAUCGGAGAUUUGCCAGAAGACAUUCUGAUUGAUGUACUGUGCCUGGUCCCGGCCAGGGAGCUGGUUCUCCAGUGCCGCCUCGUUUGCUUGCUGUGGCGCGACUUGGUGGACCUCCCUUCGCUGUGGAAGCGGAAGUGUCACCUUGAAGGGUUUCACCCCCGCGCGCCGGACAGGAAUGUUCCCGACUGGAGGAUAUUCUACUUCCUCUCCACCCUUCGGAAGAACUUAAUCCAGAACCCUUCAGGCGAAGCGGGCUUCAACUCCUGGGAAAUUGAAGAUAAUGGAGGGGACCAGUGGAAGAUUGAAGACCUUCCUGGAAAUCACGGGAGGGAAUUUCCUCACCCGCAUGUCCGCAAAUACUUUGUGACUUCUUUCGAGUUCUGUCUCAAAAACCAGCUUGUUACCUUAAAGGAUCACGGCUACUGGGAUCAGCUGAUGGACGAGGUCAAGCCAGAUAUUGUGGUGAAGGACUGGUAUGCCGCCCGACACGACUGCGGCUGUCGCUACCAGCUCUGGGUGGAGCUUCUUUCCGCAGACUACAUCGUCCUGCAAGAAUUUCACCCCGAAGACGUGGUCAUUGAACAGUGGAGCGAUGCAGUGUGGCAUGAGGUCUCGCACACGUUUCACAAUUACCCUCGUGGCGUCCGCCAUAUCAUCUUUCGCCACGGAGGCAUGGACACCCAGUACUGGGCAGGCUGGUACGGCAUCAGAGUCACCAACAGCAGCAUAACCAUUGGGCCGGAGGUGGCAGAGUGAAAGGUCGUGGCGCCGAGAGGCUUGGCUGAUUUUUUUACAGAGACAUAUAUCUAUAAAACCUCCCUUUUCAGCACUUUCUUUCUCUCGCGUGGUUGAUGGGCGAAGCAUCCCUUCCUGGCCCUUUUAAAUUUGCACAGCCGAUAAUCCUAUUCCAUCUCCACCCUUUA
Molecule: messenger RNA, 1117 nt
Organism: Lacerta agilis (Sand lizard)
Lineage: Eukaryota; Metazoa; Chordata; Lepidosauria; Squamata; Lacertidae
Product: F-box only protein 6-like
Exons: 6
Coding region: 186-950 (254 amino acids)
Biological process (GO): glycoprotein catabolic process; SCF-dependent proteasomal ubiquitin-dependent protein catabolic process
Cellular component (GO): SCF ubiquitin ligase complex; cytoplasm
Molecular function (GO): protein binding; ubiquitin protein ligase activity
Source: RefSeq, a predicted model, not a curated record